Molecule: messenger RNA, 451 nt
Organism: Homarus americanus (American lobster)
Lineage: Eukaryota; Metazoa; Arthropoda; Malacostraca; Decapoda; Nephropidae
Product: cytosolic Fe-S cluster assembly factor nubp1-like
Biological process (GO): iron-sulfur cluster assembly
Cellular component (GO): cytosol
Molecular function (GO): ATP binding; iron-sulfur cluster binding; ATP-dependent FeS chaperone activity
Source: RefSeq, a predicted model, not a curated record
AGGGUGCUAUCCAGUGUGACCUUACCAAACACAGCAGGUCUUAUGAAGGAACAAGUUACAGUAUAUCCAACAGUAUGUCAACCCAGCUUUGUGAUAUAGAAGAUGUAGAAAUUGAAGAAUGCCCACCAGAUACGAGGGAUGCUGGCACAGCCAGGGUAUGUGAGGGUUGUCCUGGUAAAGAACUCUGUCUGUCUCAAGUUAGUAAGCCAGACCCAGAUCAGCAAGUAAUUGAUACAAGAUUAAGAGCAAUUAAGCACAAGAUUUUAGUGCUCUCUGGAAAAGGAGGUGUUGGUAAAUCUAGCAUAGCAGCAAUGAUGUCUCAGAUAUUAGCAAGUGAUGGCCACCGUGUUGGACUCUUGGAUGUAGACAUCUGUGGCCCAAGUAUUCCCUUACUUAUGGGUGUGGUAAAUCAACCCAUAUUGGACUCACAGUGGGGAUGGAAGCCAGUAGU